This is a messenger RNA of Talpa occidentalis (Iberian mole), 2630 nucleotides long. It is a transcript of the gene SULT1B1, whose product is annotated as sulfotransferase family 1B member 1. The transcript has 10 exons. The record is from RefSeq and is a predicted model, not a curated record. Gene Ontology annotation, biological process: sulfation. Gene Ontology annotation, molecular function: sulfotransferase activity. The coding region runs from base 436 to 1326 and encodes 296 amino acids. Gene Ontology annotation, cellular component: cytoplasm. Lineage: Eukaryota; Metazoa; Chordata; Mammalia; Eulipotyphla; Talpidae.
CUUGUGGGAACUUUUAAAUCUGGGCAGUCUGCGACUUUGUUUACUACUGGCCACCACCCUGAUCCAUUUCCUUCUAGUGCUUGAUGACUCUGAUAGCUGUUAAAACAGCAGGGACUGAAUGUGUGUAGUGAAACUUACAGGACUUCUCUUGUGCCAGCCUCUGGGAACUACCAUCGCUGCCAACGUUCCCUUACGGCAGCAGCACCACUGACUGAAUAUGAAAACUGAAAAGGCCGUUUAAUUAUAGAUUGGGCCCACCCAAGGCAGAUUUGCAGUGUGACCAAGUGAACAGAGCUGGGAAAACUGAAGUCCAUUUCUAGUUUGCCACUCACUUGUUUGUGUCUUUGAAAAGAAUCUCAAAUUUUCUUUCCUAAUCUCAUCUACAAAAUAAAAUCUUCAGUAUUGUACCAAGAAUUUGUGCAGUCUAGUACAAAAAUGACUUCCCUUGAAGACUUCCAGAGAAAAGAUCUGAAGAUGGUUCAUGGCUAUCCUAUGAUCUAUUCUUUUGCAAACAACUGGGAAAGGAUUGAGGAAUUCCAUAGCAAGCCAGAUGAUAUUGUAAUAGCCACUUAUCCCAAAUCAGGUACCACUUGGGUUAGUGAAAUUGUGGACAUGGUUCUAAAUAAUGGAGAUGUUGAAAAAUGUAAGCGAGAUUUUAUUAAUGUUAAAGUCCCAAUGUUGGAAAUGGCUGUCCCUGGAAUAAGAACUUCAGGUGUAGAACAAUUAGAGAAGACUCCAUCACCCCGGGUGGUGAAGACACAUCUUCCAAUUGAUCUUCUUCCUAAGUCUUUCUGGGAAAACAACUGCAAGAUGAUAUAUUUGGCUCGAAAUGCCAAGGAUGUUGCAGUCUCAUAUUACCAUUUUGAUUUAAUGAAUAACUUAGAACCUCUUCCUGGCACCUGGGGAGAAUAUCUGGAGAGAUUUGUGACUGGAAAGGUGGCAUAUGGUCCUUGGUUUGAUCAUGUUAAGAGCUGGUGGAAGAAAAAAGAAGAACACCCAAUACUUUUCUUAUACUAUGAAGAUAUGAAAGAGAAUCCAAAGCAGGAAAUCAAGAAGAUUGCUAGAUUUCUAGAAAAGAACCUGAAUGAUGAGGUGUUGGAUAAGAUCGUUCAUCACACCUCAUUUGAAAUAAUGAAGGACAACCCUCGGGUGAAUUAUACCCAUCUGCCGAGUUCAGUGAUGGAUCACAGCAAGUCCCCUUUUAUGCGCAAAGGGACUACAGGUGAUUGGAAGAAUUACUUCACUGUGGCCCAAAGUGAGAAAUUUGAUACUAUUUAUAAGAAGGAAAUGGCUGGAACUAUACUUCAGUUUCGCACAGAGAUUUAAAGAGCUUCACUCACAAAUAUGAAGAAAGAAAUGUAGUUUGUUGAAAUGGGUUCUGACUUGAGCAAUCAAAUGAUUAUUUUAAAACUGAUUUUUCAUUAUCAUUAAUCAGGUCCCACAUUUUUUUUUUACUGUUCUGAGAUUCCGUAUUGGUCCUAAUAUGAGGGCUAACCUCUCUCUAUAUGACUUAGAAUUAAUUUCCUGUCCCUAUGAAAGUACUCCACGAAAUGUUGUUUGCACACUGACACUAUAGUUCCUGAAAUUUCCUGUUCCUGAAAAUUUGACCCACUGUUCCACUGUCUCUGUUUCAAAUUGUUCCUUGAGUCAUAGCUCAUCUUGCUGUGCCUCUAUUUGGAUAACAAAGGUUAUAUGGUUCAGAUUUUGGAAAUGUUUCUAUGACUAAGUCCAGAUUAUCCAAAUUUCUAAUAUCUGAGUAUUGAAUUUCUGAACUUUCAAAGACAUCAGUCUCCCUAGGGCUCCUUAGGGCUCUUUCCUGAGAACUGGAGCUCUGCUCUGAAGGACUGGACUGAGAGGCCUGGAGCAUUUUCUUGGGGACACUCUUCCUGGUUUCAACAGUCUCUUCUAAUUUCUGAGAAUCAUCUAUUGCCAUGGUCACUAUUUGAGAACUUCAGUUACUUCAUCUUGUGUCUAAAUAGAUUUUAAUCCUUUAAUAGCACCUUUAACACCCCAGAUAAGGUCAUUGCUGCUGUAAAAAUCUAAACAUUGCCUAAAGAAAAUGCUCUAGACUGAAACUCCACCAUGCUCUUCAGACCCAAAAUCCCCUCUACAUACUGUGCCACAUUAUGCCUAUCAGCUCAGGUUCUUUGGUAGAUGUUUCCUUGAAACAUUUGUCUUCUCAACUCCAACUUUGCCUUAGAGGUAAUUAUUUAUAUCUCUAGGUGUAGAAAUAUUUGCCUGUCCAUUAUAUCAGCAUGUGCCAAAUUACAUGCUAAACCCAUGGUCCCAAAUUCAAGUUUGGUUAAAAUGUCUUGAACUCUCCUUAUUCUGGAGGAGAGUUCUACCACAUUAUAAACAUCUUGAACCAUAACUGAAAUGACUGAGAUAAUUUGUGUUAUAAAAUUUUGCUGUCACAAUCAAUGGUACAUUUUUCAAAUACAUAAAUAAAAACCCUUAGUAUUAUCUCAUUCUAUUUUUCUCUAUUCAAAGCACAUGAUGUAAAGAUAGUGAUAGUAAGUAUCUGACAGUGAUAUGAUCACUUUCUCACAUGUGGUACCUCACUGGUCAAUUCAAGGACUAUUUUCAAGAAGCCCAAGCAUGGCUUAAAAAUUUUCAGCAGGUUGGGCCUC